AACCAUAAAACUGAAUGACCGGACCGCCGCAACAGCAAUUGACGGGAACUGUGGUUGAGUCCUAAAGGCCAUCACCGGCCACGGUACAACCCUCCCCGAAGGAAGUACGUCCCGUCAUCGAUGGGAGGAGCCAGAUCCCCCACCUAUUAGUGUACCCUCCAGGGUGGCGAGAUCCAACCACCAUGCCGGAAACAUCUCAUCCUCAUUUCGAGGUGCCCCCUCGAGGGACCAUCAUGCUUAGUAAAUCAAAGUUUCUGCUCAUUUGCUUGGUGAUGUCGCAGGAGCACACACCACCACCCCCUCCUUCACAGAACGCAAGUUUCCAACGAGAAUCGAAGACCCCUCCUUCACAGACCGCAAGUUUCCAACGAGAACCGAAGAAAGAUGAAAGUUCAUUGCCAGUGGUUGGAGCGGAAGUUGCAGAGCGCGCCAGGGAAUUCCUUACGUGGACUUUUAAAGAUGUCUUCGACUGGAAUCCAAGAUACUUUCAACAAAUUAGAGGGAUCCUUAACAUUAUUGAAGUGAUCCUGAGUAUGUUUGUAAUGUCAUUGAUAGCGUCGGCUUGUCAAAUGCAGCCGUAUGUAGAAACACGUGUCACCGGGUUUUACUGCAAAUCUAGUGACACAUUCUUGUUUGCCGUCUCGACUAGCGCCUUCUUACAUUCCACACUGUUGAUGGUUUGUUGCUUGCUGUCGAAGAAAACGGAGAGCAGGCUGUGGAGUACCUCAUAUGAAGUUACUUUCUAUGUAUUUUAUUCCGUGCUUUACUUCAUGUCCUCAGUAUCACUGACAAGCAAUGUUAUAAACAGAAAUAAAGGAAAAUAUGAACAAGAAGAAAGCUACAACAAUACUCUAGCCGGAGGGGUUUUCGGCAUCUUCGCCUUCCUCGUUUAUGGACUCAGUGCAGCAUGGUUUUUUAUUCAUCACAAAAAUGUGGCAAAACAAGAGAGUUCAGAACCUGGCAGCAGCGUAUGAAAUAUUUAGAGUGAAAUCCAUAAGAAAAAAAUUGAGUCGGAAAAUCAGAGAACUAUUUUAAAUUAAUUUUCUUUUUUAUUAAGAAUUUUUUGAUUUUAUUUUUUCCUAUUAAAAAUAUUUGGUGUAUGAUUGUAGGAAUAAAUUGAGGUUGAACAAUAAAUAUAGAAAUUAUUGUGAUUUGAGCGGAAAGUAAAACUUAGCAAAGAUGAGUUUUGUUAUAUGUUGAAUUCAUAUGAUGGGACAAUACAAGAAGUCAUCGCUUACAAUGUACAAUUUCAUAAAUCAAAAAUUUUGAUCGAUUGAAACUCAACCCUCUACGUUUUUUUAUGUACACAGUUCGCAAAGAGGCCGAUCUCACAGCGAAUAACUCCAAAAAGACAUAAUAAGUAUAAGACAAUUUGUUUUUAUGAUACUUUUUCAAAGCUCUAUGAGAUCGAUCUCCGUCAGCGAAAUCACGGUUUACUUACUUAUUUAUUUUUUUACAUAAUGUGUGUGAGAUAAUACAUCUUUUUUUAUUUUGUUUUAAAGUAAAAAAUAAUUUAAAUAACAAUUUGUUUAGGUUUUUUUUUUCCUUAAAAAAAUUGUGUCAAGUCACUGCCUGCUUUUGUUUUCUGUUACAAAUUCUCCGGACAAUAUAUAUCCACGGCGACUGUCCACUGUCUGGACAGUCGCUUCAAUUAUUUUUUUUUAUUCAUGUGAGGAUUUUCUUUUGUAGUUAAAAACUGCAGAUACUGCAUACCAGAAAACAUAAGUUGUACAGUUGAAAUCUCGCGCCACUGUUCAGUGUGUGAAAUGGACCACAUUUCUGACGUGCUAUGUUUGCUUAUUUUCUACGCAUGUUGUAGUUACUAAGAAACACGCCAGAAAAGUUCCCUCCGAGCACAUUGAACGGUUGUGUUGAAAUUCAACCUGAUGCACUGAAGUAGUUGCUUUGAUUUAGUGGCUAAUGAAUUACGCGUUGGAUCAUAUCUACAGCUUUUCAAGUAUGACUUGAAAAUUUGUAAUUUCAUUUUAGGUAUAAAGAUCUUUAAAAGUAAAAAUUUCAAAUUUAGAAUGAGAAAGUAUUUUCCUAUCCUAAAAAUUAAUCAAUUUAAGUAAAUGGAU
Molecule: messenger RNA, 2078 nt
Organism: Argiope bruennichi
Lineage: Eukaryota; Metazoa; Arthropoda; Arachnida; Araneae; Araneidae
Exons: 5
Coding region: 183-974 (263 amino acids)
Cellular component (GO): membrane
Source: RefSeq, a predicted model, not a curated record